GCGGGCAGGUUGCUGUUGUUGCAUAGGAAACAGCUGAAGAGUCUCCACAUGACAGAGGGGGAAGGAGGAAGUGGGGCGGCCCGUAGGGUGCCGCCAGCGCGCCGGUAGCCGCGGAGCUCGGGUGCCCGUCGCGCUGCGCGUCCCCCCGCGGCGGGCGAGUCUCGCGGUCCGGGCUGAGCGCGGCCGGAGAGCUCUCCGGGCCCAAGUGCCCCCGCCGGGAGGAAGCGGUGGCGGCUCUUGCGGGGCUUCCCGCCGGCCCGCCGCGGGGCAUGAACGGCUUCGCUCCCGAGGAGCUGCCCCAGCGCGGGGCCGAUCCCGCCGCCGCAGCCGCCGCAGCCGCGGCGAGCGGAGCGGGCUCCGUGGCGGAGGUGCCGGCGGGGCUGGCGCCCCCGGGGCUGACUGCGGGAGCCGCGGGCUCGGCGGGCGCGGCCGGGGCGGGCGGCCCCGGGGCCGGGCAGCUGUGCUGCCUGCGGGAGGAGGGCGAGCGGUGCGGCCGCGCCGCCGGCAACGCUAGCUUUAGCAAGAGGAUCCAGAAGAGCAUCUCGCAGAAGAAGGUGAAGAUCGAGCUGGACAAGAGCGCGAGACACCUUUAUAUCUGUGACUUCCACAAAAACUUAAUUCAGAGUGUGAGAAAUAGAAGGAAGAGAAAAGGCAGUGAUGACGAUGGUGACUCACCAGUGCAAGACAUCGACACUCCCGAGGUUGAUUUAUAUCAGUUACAAGUGAACACACUUCGAAGGUACAAAAGACACUUCAAGCUACAGACCAGACCGGGACUUAACAAAGCACAGCUUGUUGAAAUAAUUGGCUGCCAUUUUAGGACAAUUCCAGUGAAUGAAAAGGACACCUUAGCGUAUUUCAUCUACUCGGUCAAGAAUGACAAGAACAAACCAGACCUAAAGAUGGAUAGCAGUGUUCAUUAGGCAGGGAAGACUGGGACUGAGACUCAGGCCACAAAUCAAAAGACUGAGGGUUUUUGUUGAUAUGCAAAAGCUUUCUUUGUAACCUUUUGUCCCCAGAGAGUUUCUCUGUUUUAUUUUUUCAUAACCUUGAUGAUUUGAGAACCAUCUCUUAUGAAACAAAUUUCCUCACAAACUAUUUUAAAUAAAUAUUACUGAUAUUGUUGCUCAA
Lagopus muta (rock ptarmigan) is the source of this 1131-nucleotide messenger RNA. It is a transcript of the gene SAP30, whose product is annotated as Sin3A associated protein 30. Gene Ontology annotation, cellular component: histone deacetylase complex. Gene Ontology annotation, molecular function: protein binding; transcription coregulator activity. NCBI's taxonomy places the organism in Eukaryota, Metazoa, Chordata, Aves, Galliformes, Phasianidae. The record is from RefSeq and is a predicted model, not a curated record. Gene Ontology annotation, biological process: regulation of DNA-templated transcription. The coding region runs from base 270 to 923 and encodes 217 amino acids. The transcript has 4 exons.